This is a messenger RNA of Fusarium pseudograminearum CS3096, 1374 nucleotides long. RefSeq lists its product as uncharacterized. The record is from RefSeq and is a predicted model, not a curated record. Gene Ontology annotation, cellular component: precatalytic spliceosome; Prp19 complex; catalytic step 2 spliceosome. Lineage: Eukaryota; Fungi; Ascomycota; Sordariomycetes; Hypocreales; Nectriaceae. Gene Ontology annotation, molecular function: protein binding. The transcript is spliced from 3 exons. Gene Ontology annotation, biological process: mRNA splicing, via spliceosome. Bases 1 to 1374 code for a protein of 457 amino acids.
AUGGAAACGCCAGAAGUACCAAAAGAUGCGCUGCAGCUUGGCGCUCUCGCCGCGCAAAAUGCUACUGUUUCAAGAACACUAUACUCACACGCUCAAGCAACCAACACAAAGCGACAGAAACUAGACGACGCGUCUGAAGAUCCCAUCAUGAAACGUCGGUUUCGCAACGAAUACGCCGAUGUCGAGACUCUACCGCCCUCAAUCACUGCGAAACUUCCGACUAAACAACCUGGAAAGAAGACUAAAGCUGGAGCGCUGGUUCGGCCGGCCAUGAAGCUCCUCGAGGGCGCGCCCGGUUCAGGCAAGGCGUCUGCAUCCGCAGCUAGGAACGAAAGCACACCACAGAACAUGUCCCUUACGACACGGGGAACCCAGAACAUGAUGCAACAAAAGCCCGAAUGGCACGCGCCAUGGAAGUUGAUGAGAGUCAUAUCAGGACAUUUGGGUUGGGUUCGUAGUCUGGCUGUCGAGCCUGGAAAUAAGUGGUUCGCCAGUGGUGCUGGCGACCGAACUAUCAAGAUUUGGGAUUUGGCGAGCGGCUCGUUGAAAUUGACACUUACUGGACACAUCAGCACAGUACGUGGUCUUGCUGUGUCCCCCCGUCACCCCUAUCUCUUCUCUUGCGGUGAAGAUAAGAUGGUCAAAUGUUGGGAUCUCGAGACGAACAAGGUUAUUCGCCACUACCACGGCCAUCUGAGUGGUGUUUACACACUGGCUCUGCAUCCUACACUUGAUGUCCUUGUCACUGGCGGUCGAGAUGGUGUUGCUCGUGUUUGGGAUAUGCGAACCAGGAGCAACAUCCAUGUCCUAUCAGGCCACACUCAGACUGUCUCCGAUCUUGUUUGUCAAGAGGCGGAUCCUCAAGUUAUUACCGGAUCGCUGGACUCAACAGUACGACUUUGGGAUCUUGCGGCCGGAAAGACCAUGGGCGUGCUCACCCACCACAAGAAGGGUGUUCGAGCCCUGGCUACCCAUCCCUCAGAGUUUACAUUUGCCAGUGGCAGUACCGGAAGUGUGAAGCAAUGGAAGUGCCCUGAAGGAGCCUUCAUGCAAAACUUUGAGGGUCACAAUUCCAUCAUUAACACCAUGAGCGUCAAUGAGCAGAAUGUCUUUUUCACAGGAGGAGAUAAUGGAUCCAUGAGCUUCUGGGACUGGAAGACUGGACAUCGAUUCCAGUCUCUCGAUACCACAGCCCAGCCUGGUUCUUUAGACGCCGAGGCAGGCAUUAUGAGUUCAACGUUUGACCGCUCUGGACUACGUCUGAUCUGUGGUGAAGCUGACAAAACAAUUAAAAUCUGGAAGCAGGAUGAGACAGCGACAGAAGAGUCGCAUCCUCUCGAAUGGAAGCCAACUCUGGCCCGGAGGAAAUUUUAA